This is a messenger RNA of Symphalangus syndactylus (siamang), 7631 nucleotides long. It is a transcript of the gene SEC16B, whose product is annotated as SEC16 homolog B, endoplasmic reticulum export factor. Gene Ontology annotation, biological process: Golgi organization. NCBI's taxonomy places the organism in Eukaryota, Metazoa, Chordata, Mammalia, Primates, Hylobatidae. Gene Ontology annotation, cellular component: ER to Golgi transport vesicle membrane; endoplasmic reticulum exit site. The record is from RefSeq and is a predicted model, not a curated record.
GCCGGGUGCACUGGGCCGGAGCUGCCCCGCCAGGGUUGGGUCGUGGCUGCCAGGGCGCGUCGCCAGGAGGCCUCGCAGGCCGCCCUUCCGGUCUCCCGGGGUUGGGCGGCGCUGUCCGGCUCUUCCUGCCGCGCUCUGGCCACUCCCCCUCUCCCCUCGCUCGGCCUGGCCUUGGCGGCGGUGCUCUGCAGGCAGUGCCUCCCUCGGGCGUGGGUCUGCAGGAGAGCCGGACGGGGCAGCGGCCGGCACUACCACGCCGCGAUUUGCGCAGAGCUGAAGAAACCCCUGACCAUUGAAGAGGUGGCCCCCGCCCCGUCGGGCCUCACGAGAGAUGAGAACCUCAGACGGCGUGAAGCAGGCAGUGGGCCUCAGUGUUGGAGACCGCCAGGGAGAGGAAGAAAGGCAGCUAUAGCCCUGAAGUGUUACCAGCGUGGAGCCUGUUAACUAACAUGGCUAACACGGAUUAUUUGAAUGAGCACAUGAUGGCAGCCAAUCUACUUCCUGGGAUUCACAUGCCGAACGACAUUCACCCUCAAAUCUUCCUUAAAUCUAGGUGGAGUGGCUGGAGAACACAUGUGUGCCCUGUGUGUGCUUGUCAAUAACUGAUGUGUCCUGCACGGAAUGUGUCCAGGCUGAGGGCUGGGCUCCUUUGUUCUGUUAUCUGUCCUAGACAUUGCAUUGUAAGGAAUUAGCCCAUGAGAACUGUGACUAUGUUUGUUUUACUCACUUCUAAAUCCCUUAAGUCUAAAAUGGUUCCUGGCAUGUGGCAGAGGCUUAAAAAAUUGUUGAAUGAAUGAAUUUUAUAGAUAAAAAUGUCUUCUCAUCAAUAUGGCCACCUCUGUACAAACAAAUCAAUAUCAUCCCUUUGGUGUCUCAGCUUUCAUUUCUUCCAGUAAUUCCAGCCCCUGUUGGGAUGUGUUGGUUUAUGACAGUGGUUGUCUAGCACAGCGGUCCGCAACCUUUUUGGCACCAGGGACCAGUUCUGUGGAAGACAGUUUUUCCAUGGACUGUUGGGGUUGGAGAGGAUGGUUUUGGAAUGAAACUGUUCCACCUCAGAUCCUCAGGUAUUAGAUUCUCAUAAGGAGUGCACAACCUAGAUCCCUUGCCUGUGUAGUUCACAAUAGGGUUUGCACUUCUGUGAGAAUCUGAUGCCGCCAGUGAUCUGACAGGAGGCAGAGCUGGGCAGUAUGCUUGCUUUGUCUGCUCACCUCUUGCUGUGCAGCUGGAUUCCUGACAGCCUACCGGUCUGUGGCCCCGUGAUUGGGAACCCCUGGUCUUGGGGCUUGUUAAAACAGAAUGCUAGGUUUUGUCUUCAGAGUUUCUGAUUUAGUAGGUCUGGGAUGGGGCUUGAUAAUUUGAAUUUCUUUUUUUUUUUUUUUUGAGAUAGGGUCUCACUCUGUCACUCAGGGUGGAGUGCAGUGGCAUGAUCAUGGCUCACUGCAACCUUGACCUCCCAGGCUCAAGCAGUUCUCCCACCCCAGUCUCCCAAGUAGCUGAGACCACAGGCACAUGCCACCAUUCCUGGCUAAUUUUUUAAUUUUUAUUUUUAUGGAGAUGGUUGCCCAGGCUAGUCUCGAACUCCUGGGCUCAAGUGAUUCUCCUGCUUUGGCCUCCUGAAGUGCUGGGAUUACAGGCAUGAGCCAUUGUGCCUGGCCUGUGCCAGGUGAUACUGAUGCUGGUGGUCUGGGGCCACAUUUUGAGAACCGUGGGCUUACAAGGCCUGGAGAAACUGCUGGCUACACUGCUGUAGGUCUGCCUCAGCUAUGGCACUAUCACAAAACAUAGAGGCUGGGGAUCUGGGACUAGGGUAAAGGAUUGCAGAUUCCCCAAACAGCUGAUCAUCUUACCCUUCUGUUUAAAACUCAUUAAUGACUUCCCAUUGUUCCUAGUAUGAAAAUUAAGAUCCUCAGUAAGGAGGCCAGAUGCGGUGGCUCAUGCCUGUAAUCCCAGCACUUUGGGAGGCUGAGGCAGGCGGAUCACAAGGUCAGGAGUUCGAGACCAGCCUGGCUAAUAUGGUGAAACCCCGUCUCUACUAAAAAUACAAAGAAAAUUAGCUGGGUUUGGUGGUGCAUGCCUGUAAUCCCAGCUAUUUUGGGAGGCUGAGGCAGGAGAAUUGCCUGAACCAGGGAGGCAGAGGUUGCAGUGAGCCGAGAUCAUGCCACUGCACUCCAUCCUGGGCAACAGGGCAAGAGUCCAUCUCAAAAAAAAAAAAAAAAAAAAAAAAUCCUCAGUAAGGCUUCAAAGUCUCUUGUGUCACCACUGUAGUGUCUUUGUACAUGCCGUUGCUUUUGUCUGUGCCAAGCCUUUUGCCUCCUAUUUUGAAGAGUUAACUCUUAGUUGUUAGUUCAAAGUGUUGCUCACUUAGGAACGCUUUUCCUGACUUCCCUAAGUGGUCAAAUCCUUCCAUUAUGUGCUUUCAUAGCACCAUAUAUUUUUGUCAUUAAUGCUUGGUACUGGAGUUAUAACUUAAUAUAUGUAUCUUCAUUAUUAUCUGGUUAAUAUCUGUUUUCCCUCCUAUACUUUAGCUUCAUGAAGGCAGAGACCUUGCCCAUGAGUGUGUGCCGGCUCUUACUUUAGUACCUGGCAUGUCGUUGUCAUUCGGUAACUAUUUUGGUAUGAUUGAAUGAACAUUGUCUCCAUGGAUGUGUACUGUUCUGCUUUGCUGCUCUAUUUCUUUUGUAGGUCAGAGUUGAUGUCCAUUUCUGUGGAGUUAACUUUGGUGAUAUUGUGAUCUGCCGUGGUCAAUAUCAGGAAAGGCCCCAUCUUCCCUUCACACCUGGAAUGGAGUUUUCUGGGACAGUAUUGGAGACAGGCACAGAUGCCAGCACAGUUAAAGAGGGAGAUAGAGUUAUUGGCAUAAGAAACUUUAAUUGUAUGGCUGAAGAAUGCGUCACUGACCAGAAGGACCUAUGGCAGAUUCCAGAAAAGGUCUUCCUAUAAGAAGCUGCUGUCCUCCCUGUAACUUAUGGCACUGCGAUUUUUGCUGUUGAGCAUCGGGCCCAUACCCAGCCUGGAGAAGUUGUUUUAGUGACGGCAGCAGCUGGAGCCACAGGCCUUGCAGUGAUGUGGCAGCAAGUGUUCUUCAGGCCAAGCCUGGCAUGGGAGGGCAGGAUUGUGAUGGUGGGAUUUGCUGGAGGAAACAUUGCUUCUGUACCAGCCAACCUUCUGCUCCUGAAGAAUAUCUCUGCUGUGGGCCUGUACUGUGGUCAAUACAAAGAAAUGAACUUUCCCGUCUUCUCCAAGAGCCUGUCUUCAGUGCUUCAGUACUGCCAGCAAGGGUGCAUCCAGCCAUAUGUCGGAAUGGUUUUCAAGCUGGAUGAGGAAGAUAAAAUAACUACACAACUUACUCAAAACCCAAGACAAAUUCAGAGAGUCAAGGAUGGAACUUUGGGCUCCCCAGAGGCUGCCCCAGACACGAGGGAAGGCCACAGCACCCUCAAAGGAUCCAGACCGAGGGUUUUGGAGAGAUGGACAUCUUUGGCCUGUCCCUCACUCUCAGCACAGUGGAGAGAGAUUUCACCAAUGGCAAGACAACCGCGGGAGCCCCCGGCCACAGCAGGAGCCCAGGGCAGACCAUCAACAGCUCUAUUACACAUCCAGGCCUGGGGACUGGCAUCAGCCUGUGUCUGGAGUUGACUAUUACGAAGGUGGUUAUCCCAAUCAGUUGUAUUCAAGGCCAGGUUUUGAGAAUUCAUAUCAGACCUAUCAGUCUCCCACAAUGAGGGAGGAGUAUGCUUAUGGAAGUUAUUACUAUCACGGACACCCACAGUGGCUGCAGGAAGAAAGAGUGCCAAGGCAAAGGAGUCCUUAUAUCUGGCAUGAAGAUUACCGAGAGCAAAAGUACCUUGAUGAACAUCAUUAUGAAAACCAGCACAGUCCGUUUGGAACAAAUAGUGAGACCCACUUCCAAUCUAACAGUAGGAACCCUUGUAAAGACAGUCCUGCUUCUAACUCUGGACAGGAGUGGCCCGGGGAGCUGUUUCCAGGGAGCCUGCUUGCUGAGGCCCAGAAAAAUAAGCCAUCAUUGGCUAGUGAGUCCAACCUUCUCCAGCAGCAUGAGUCUGGUCUCAGCUCCAGCAGCUAUGAGCUCAGUCAGUACAUCACAGAUGCCCCCGAGUGGAAUGAUCCCCCGGCUUCAGCAGCUUGGAGUCCAUUUCAGGCUGAGGAUGUCUCCUCAGCUGGUCCCAAAGCACCCAUGAAGUUCUACAUCCCUCAUGUUCCUGUGAGUUUCGGGCCAGGAGGUCAGCUGGUGCGUGUAGGUCCCAGCUCUCCCACUGACGGGCAAGCAGCCCUUGUUGAACUGCACAGCAUGGAGGUUAUUCUUAAUGAUUCUGAAGAGCAAGAGGAGAUGAGAAGUUUCUCAGGACCCUUGAUUAGGGAAGAUGUACAUAAGGUGGAUAUUAUGACGUUUUGCCAGCAGAAAGCAGCUCAGAGCUGCAAAUCUGAGACACUGGGGAGCAGAGACUCGGCUCUACUGUGGCAGCUCUUGGUUCUCCUUUGUCGCCAGAAUGGGUCCAUGGUGGGGUCUGACAUUGCUGAGCUGCUCAUGCAAGACUGCAAGAAGCUGGAGAAGUACCAGCGGCAGCCCCCUGUGGCCAACCUCAUCAGCCUGACCGAUGAGGACUGGCCAGUGCUGAGCUGUGGGACCCCGAACCUGCUCACGGGAGAGAUCCCCCCCAGUGUGGAGACACCUGCGCAGAUCGUGGAGAAAUUCACUAGACUGCUCUACUAUGGAAGGAAGAAGGAAGCCUUGGAGUGGGCCAUGAAGAACCACUUGUGGGGCCAUGCUUUGUUCCUGUCCAGCAAGAUGGACCCACGGACCUACAGCUGGGUCAUGAGUGGCUUCACCAGCACGCUGGCGCUCAAUGACCCACUGCAGACCCUCUUCCAGCUCAUGUCGGGGAGGAUUCCACAGGCAGCCACGUGUUGUGGAGAAAAGCAGUGGGGAGACUGGAGGCCUCACUUGGCUGUGAUUCUGUCGAAUCAGGCUGGGGACCCAGAGCUGUAUCAGCGUGCGAUUGUUGCCAUCGGGGACACCCUGGCUGGGAAGGGGCUUGUGGAGGCAGCCCACUUCUGCUACCUCAUGGCUCACGUGCCCUUUGGCCACUACACCGUGAAGACAGACCAUCUGGUCUUGCUGGGCAGCAGCCACAGUCAAGAGUUUUUGAAAUUUGCAACAACUGAGGCAAUCCAGAGGACGGAAAUCUUCGAGUACUGUCAGAUGCUGGGCCGCCCCAAAUCCUUCAUCCCUUCUUUCCAGGUGUAUAAGCUCCUUUAUGCUUCCCGUCUGGCAGAUUACGGCCUCGUGUCCCAGGCCUUGCAUUACUGCGAAGCCAUUGGUGCAGCUAUCUUGAGCCAGGGAGAGAGCAGUCACCCUGUGCUAUUAGUGGAACUCAUCAAGCUAGCAGAGAAACUGAAGCUGUCAGAUCCUCUGGUUUUAGAAAGCCGCAGUGGAGACAGGGACCUGGAGCCAGAUUGGCUAGUGCAACUUCGGAGGCAGCUGGAGCAAAAGGUAGCAGGAGACAUCGGGGAUCCUCAUCCUACUCGCUCAGAUGUUUCGGGAGCCAGAGGAACAACAACAGAAAACACUUUCUACCAGGACUUUUCUGGAUGUCAAGGCUACUCUGAAGCCCCUGGGUACCACUCAGCUCUGUGGCUGACACCUGAGCAGACCUCCCUGCUCCAGCCUAGCCCACAGCAGCCCUUCCCCCUCCAGCCGGGCUCCUACCCAGCAGGAGGGGGUGCAGGGCAGACAGGGACACCGAGGCCUUUUUACUCAGUUCCUGACACCCACCUACCAGGGACUGGCAGCAGCGUGGCAGUGACAGAGGCCCCUGGAGGAACAGUCUGGGAGGAAACGCUGCAGACACACCUGGGCCCUGGAGAGAACAUAGUGUCUCAAGAAACCUCCCAGCCUCCUGAUGGCCAAGAGGUCCUUUCCAAACCACAGACACCACUGGCUGCUAGAGCACGAAGUAUUUCUGAGAGUUCCACCAAUUCAGCCAAGGAGGAUGAGAAGGAGUCCUCUGACGAGGCUGAUAAAAACUCUCCCCGAAAUACUGCCCAGAGAGGCAAGCUCGGAGAUGGGAAGGAACAUACAAAGAGCUCCGGGUUUGGCUGGUUCAGCUGGUUUCGAUCGAAGCCCACCAAGAAUGCAUCCCCCUCUGGAGACGAGGACUCCUCAGACAGCCCUGACUCUGAGCAGGAGACCCCCAGAGCAUCUUCUCCCCACCAGGCUGGCCUGGGCCUCUCACUGACAUCUUCCCCUGAGUCCCCACCUCUGCUGGCUGUUAGCGCCUUCUCCAGGGGCACAGGUGGGGGUGAAGGCCAAGGAUCUGCAUCCAGCUGGGGAGCAGCUGCGGGUGCUGGGGUUGGAGGCUUGUCUGGACCUGAGAGUGUUUCCUUUGAGCUCUGCUCCAACCCUGGUGUUCUUCUUCCUCCACCUGCCUUAAAAGGGGCUGUUCCUCUUUACAACCCAUCUCAGGUGCCUCAGCUGCCCACGGCCACUAGCCUGAAUCGGCCAAAUCGCCUAGCUCAGCGUCGCUAUCCCACCCAGCCAUGCUGAGAAUAAACACACGUCCCAGGCUCAUCUCCCAGGACUGCAACUUUUCUUGCUCUCCUUUUCUCAAUCUCCCAGCCCCUCUUACCAUAUUGGGACCCUCAAGAGGUUUGUGCUAGCCCGAUGCGUCCACUGGGCACUUAGAAGGCAAGAGGACAGGAUCUCUCAAGACAGCACAAUUCAGUCUCUUAAGAUUAGCUUCAGAAUGAUGGAAAUUAUUUCAUCAGGUGGAAAGUCUGGGUCUAAUAGCAGACUGCACAUGAGCAGAGUGACAUGGUGGUGGCACUUAUGGUGGUGGCUUGAGAGCCUUGGGGAAAUUAGGGCCCUAACAGCUAGAAUCAAAGAUGAUACUGCAGGGCCCUGCAGCAGGAAAUGGGAAGCAGGGGGAGGGGCAGGGGCUCAGAACAGUAUUCUAGACCAACUUUGACUUCUUCCUGUCUUAGUAAUAGACCAAUACGUGGCUCUACUUAGCAAAGUUUUUAUACUGAAACUUGAUUAUUGCUGCCCUUUAUAAUUUCCUCUUCAAUGAUAUUUCAGCAGUUUCCCUCUUGGUCCUAGUUCUGUGCACAUUUUUUUGAAUGUGGUUCAGAUUAAUUAUAUUUCUCUCACUUUCUUAGCUGGUCCUAUUUUUUCACAUUCUGGCAUGUGGCUAUCAAGUUAGAUUGCUGUAGGCAUCAUAUUGUCAUGGUAACUACUGAACCUAAUGAUGCAGAUGGAUGGCACAUCAGUAUAAUAAGUGAUGGAAAACGGUACCUAAAAAUUCAUCCCUUUCAUAAGAGGGGAAGAAUGAGUGCCUGAUAUUGUUAAUACCUCCCUUUCUACCUCAGGCCUUUGCAAAUUGAUGUUCAGAGGGUCACUGGAGUGAGAGGGAGGAGGGGGGCGUCUUGGAAAUUUCCAUUUCUCUUUUCAAACCCGAAAUAGGAAUGACUCUUGCUGUUUGUCAGAUUUGCUGAAAAUUGCUCCUCACAAAGAACAUUUUUUUGUACAUGUAAUCGUAAAUACAGGUUUAAUACGUUAAUGUUCUAUAGUUCCGAUGUUGAUAAUAAUUAAACCCAGAUAAUUUUAUAGCAAA